AUUGCAUCAUAACUGAACGAAACCUGAAUCGUAACUCAAGCCUGUCUCAGGCAGGUGUUUUGUUGUUGCUCCCAUCAGUACAUACACAGCUGUGAAGAAAAAAUUCUAACAUGCCCAUACUUACAAAGGUAAGCCUAUAAGAAAGAUUUCACAAACGCCUUCGUUAUUAAAACAUCAGUGAAAAUUAAGUAAGAAGGCUUGGAUUUUCCAUUCCAUUAAAUGGGUUAUCGUUAAGGGCUUCGAGGAAAGUAAGGUCUUUCUUUUUCUUGUCCAAAAUUGACUGCCUGUGAGUGACUGAUUCAUCUGAAAAGUUUGUUAAUUUAAAAACAAUCAAAUCGAAGUCUUGAUACGAUUUAUCUGAUUAAUCAAUCACGCGACUGGAAAACAAAGGGAAAACAUCGAAAUGUACAAGUACGUUGAAUGUGUACUGCGUAUUUUGAAUCCCUGGCUAGCAUUUAAAUGCAACCUUCUAGUGCGAAAAAGUUAUCGCUCCUGUUGCUGUUAAUUAAUGCUAAAAAUUUUAAACUAAACUUAAUUUCAUACUUAAAGCUCUAUGGGCAAAACGAGUAUGUGCCUCAGACUAAAUAUUAUGCUUUGAGUUGCAACUAUUACGACUGAUUGAUUACGGCCGUUCCGGGUGGGGUACGGUUAUGAAAUUAAUCUACUCCCCGAUCGGUAUAACAAAAGGCGAUCAUCAGUAGCUGAGCUAUAAACUCAACUAUGAUUAUCGGUAUCAAGUCAAGUUGCUAGUUUGCCUUUGUUUACUUUCUAGAUGUGUGCUUACGCAUAUAGCGUGAAAAUGUUAAUAAACUUAAGUAGCGAGUUUAUACUACAGCAUACUAAUGAUCAUCAAUAAUCUUUUUUUUCUAUUUUUAGCUUUUCGUAAUAUAGUGUCACAUCCUUAAUUCCUACUGGCUGCCAAAGUACUGUCGCGCUCUUUUAGACUUAUAAGCAGUACUGUCGCAGACUGGAGUUAACGUGUGAGAUGCCGAAGAUAAAAUGGAUUACUUCAUCUGUAAGACUUGCUUGUAGUGAUCCACAGUUCAUUCAGCAAUGGCAGUUGCUCUAGACCCCAAAGAAGUGCUUCGUUCAACGGAUGGAAAAGAAAAUUUUCAACGCCUCACAAGACUAUUGAUAGGUGGCGGCGUCAGCCUGUUUAGGGAAAUUUUUGACGCCUUUUGUCCGCCAAGCCAGCUUCCCUCAAUACUUAACAUGCCUUCUACAUGGACUAAUCUACGCGCAGCAAAACUUAUCAAACCACAGAGGGACUGUCUAAAUCCGUCCCCUGGCGUUUACGGCAAGUCAACAGACUUUGAUGUUACCCUGUUGUUCCUGUUGCUACGGUCAAUAUGCGGCGUGAGCCCUCCUGCCACGGGAUGGGAUGCUUUGCCAGUGAGUACAGACCACAGUCUAACGGCAGAUUUAGUCAGAGUAAAAUACUACCGAAACUCGAUCUACGGUCAUAAACAAGACAUGGAGAUCUCAAAUGAAGAGUUUGUACGGCUUUGGCAAGAGGUUAGUGAAGCCCUUGUACGACUUGCAAAAAGCAUUAGUACUGAGAAGGAAACUCAGUGGAUAGAAGCCAUUAAUGACUUUUUGACGGAUCCUCUUACAGAAAAGGAUAACAGAAAUGUUCAAGAAUUGGAGAGGUGGUAUACAAAUGAUAUGGAGGUAAAAACAUACCUUCAAGAACUAACACUAGGAAUUAAAGAGGAACUACAAGAAAUCUCUCAAGGGAUCAAAGACUUGCAAAACGUCCAAGAAGAAAUAAGUCGACAGCUCAGCACCCAGGUUCGCUUCCCAAGGGACAAAUCCAGGUCCUUCUCUCACUGUUCUCAGUUAACUGGUGGUAAGUGAUCAAUUAUAUUUUGAGACAUUUAGUAGAAACACAAGGACACCUUUCUGGACAAUUUCUUCUCUGACUUCGCUGUUGAAAAAAGAAAAUUUUUCUCAGUAGUCUCGUCUUCUUUCUUUAGAAUAUACUUUUACUAGUUUUAUCCAUUUGAAGGAGAAAAAAGGCUCAGUCGGUUCUUGUUACCAAGAUGAUCCAUCCAACUAACAUAUAUAUAAACAAACCUUAUACAAUUUAUAUGGCUGUUGUUUUAGACAUUUUUCAACCUCUGAGUCUGCGAAAAAAGGAGAAUAUUAUUUAACAACUUGGUCUCUAAACCUAACAAGUAAUUUCCUUUCAGCCCCAUUACGAAUGCUUAUUGACUGUGAAACCACAGAUUCUAACGUACGGACGCAAGAAGUUACAAAGAUUAAUAAAAGUUCACAGAAACCCCAAACAGUGCCGAAGCAAGUGGCGUCGAUACCAUUUGGUGUCUGCUCAAGUCAAUCACAAGGACCACAAGCAGAAAUCGAUACAAAUAAUCUUCCCAUUGAAGGAGAGAGAAAAGGAGGAACACCCUUGACUGAAGAUAUGUUGAAUGUAAUUGCUUUUAACUACCGCUUUCAGCAUGCUGGUCCAUCUGAGGUGGAAGAAACAGAGGGUGUUUAUCGAAAGUAUCUUGAAAAGGUGCGCGAAAUUGACUCUCAAAUACAAAGCUUUCGUUUAACAAUUACAUUGGAAUGUGGAACCCUCCAGUUUCUGGAAGAGCUGUGGUUAGACUAUUCAAAAGGCCAUUUAAACGAAAUGGUGCGCACUUUACUCGUGACAGAAGGGAUAUUGAAAGAUUUCGGCCUCGCAACGGUAAAGCUUUACACCACUAUUAUGUACGAGGAAUACAGAGCUUGUCGAGAAUACUUCUUGAACCGAACAGGUAUGUUUUCACAUGUGAUCCCUACAUGGCCGGUUCAAUACGGCUAAGUUUCAUUCUUUCGGAAUUAGCAGCGUUCAGGAAUUAGGCUCGCUAUACUAUGAUGAAAAUAAAGCCUGCCCCAGCACAAAUGUCACUUAGAACACAAUUUAUCCGUGUGAAUAAUAAUAAUAAUAAUAAUAAUAAUAAUAAUAAUAAUAAUAAUAAUAAUAAUAAUAAUAAUGUUUACAGGGAGCUCACUUCACAAAGCGUGAUAUUCAGUGAGGCCCUGUAAAACAAUAGAAAAAUAACCUGAUCGACGAAUACGUAACAGUAAUAAUCCCCAUAAUAAGUAAAAAGUUAAGAACUAAAAACUUAAUACAAGCUACAGAUUAAAAUGUUAAAAUGUCAGAUAGAUUAAAGUAUAAAAAGCUAUAAAGUAUCUAAAAUAUACAGCCUUUAAUGUUCUGUUUAAAAAGAUGCGUCUAAAAAAGAGAACAAGAGAGGAGGGGAGCUUUCUUACAGUCAUACGACGAAUACGUACUACUGUCUCGCAUUUUGUCUCAGCAGAAGAACAACGAGAAAGAUUUAAAGUGGAAAAACAAAAUGAAAAAGAAUUCCUAGAGAAAGAAGAAGACGAAAUAGAAGAAGUUCUGGAAGGUGCCUCAGAAGAAGAACAAGGAGAAAGACUUAAAGUGGAAAAACAAAAUGAAAAAGAAUUCCUAGAGAAAGAAGAAGACGAAAUAGAAGAAGUUCUGGAAGGUGCUUCAGAAGAAGAACAAGGAGAAAGACUUGAAGUGGAAAAACAAAAUGAAAAAGAAUUCCUAGAGAAAGAAGAAGACGAAAUAGAAGAAGUUCUGGAAGGUGCCUCAGAAGAAGAACAACGAGGAAGAUUUAAAGAAGAAAAACAAAAUGAAAAAGAAUUCCCAGAGAAAGAAGAAGACGAAAUAGAAGAAGUUUUCAAUGAACUCAAUGAAAAAAAAGUUCGAAAAGAAGAAACGGAUAUAUUAUCUGACAAAGGCUUACAGGAAGAAAGCAAAGAAGAGGAAGAAGAAGAAGAAGAAGAAGAAGAAGAAGAAGAAGAAGAAGAAGAAGAAGAUGAUGAUGAUGAUGACGAUGACGAUGAAGAUGAGGACAGUGAUAGCGAAGAUGAUGACGAUGACGAGGACAAUGACAAUGAUGACAAUGAUGAUGAUGAUGAUGAUGAUGAUGAUGAUGACGAUGACGAUGACGAUGAUGAUGAUGAUGAUGAUGAUGAUGAACAGCAAGAAGAGGAGGAUAAGGAGGAACAGAUGAAAAAAAAGAAAGAGAGCAUAAAUCGAUGA
Porites evermanni is the source of this 4063-nucleotide messenger RNA. The record is from the annotation of a GenBank genome assembly. Lineage: Eukaryota; Metazoa; Cnidaria; Anthozoa; Scleractinia; Poritidae.